Messenger RNA from Oncorhynchus masou masou (cherry salmon), 3371 nucleotides. Its product is annotated as golgin subfamily B member 1-like. The record is from RefSeq and is a predicted model, not a curated record. NCBI's taxonomy places the organism in Eukaryota, Metazoa, Chordata, Actinopteri, Salmoniformes, Salmonidae. Gene Ontology annotation, cellular component: Golgi apparatus. The transcript has a single exon. The coding region runs from base 93 to 3371 and encodes 1092 amino acids.
CAUCCACAUCCAGGGUUCAGACUGAAAACAUCUUAGUAUCUGUUAAGGAAAAAGAGGAGCAUAAUAUUGAAUUGAGGCAGGCUCUUCAAGAUAUGGAAAGUGAGUUAAGACAAUUAGAGGUCAGCAAAGAGUGUUCUGACAAAGAUUUGUCUGUAUUGUCACUAACCAUGUCUGAUAGAUUAGUUGCUUUAGAGGAGGAAAAUGUCUCCCUACAGACUAUGCUCAAACAGUUGAGAGAAAGACAUCAGUGUGAGGUAGAUUCUUUGAGGGGUGAAUUAAAUGAAGUUUCGGAAUUGUUGAAACGGACAGAGUGUACCCUUAACGAUAAAGAAAUGUGCUAUCAAGGUAAGAAUCAACAGAAUGUUUUAUUUCAAGAAAAUAUACAGCACCUUCAUGCACAGCUCCAAACUGAGACUGAAAAUCUGAGAGAGGCAGGUAUUAAACAGACAGCUCUACUUAGUGACAUCCAAAUGAAAGAUGAGAAGGUCAGCUGCAUGACCAUCCAAAUAAGUCACCAGAAGGAAUUGCUAGCAGGUCUCAGUCAACAGUUGAUGGAGAAAGAUGCUUCAGUAGCACAGGUAAUUGAAUCCGCCUCAAACGAAAGAAUGAAAUACGCAGAGGAAAAUAGUAAUUUCCUCUCGCAGCUGGAAAGCUUGGAAAAUGCACAAAGUAGUUCUAUGAAACAGCUUGAACAUAUGUUCUUGCAACUAGAAGAGAGCAAAGCUCAUCUGUCACGCUCUCAAAGUGAACUUGAGACCAAGGAUUUGGAGAAUGGAGAUUUGGUUAAGGAAAAGGAUCAUCUCAACACUCAGCUCACUAAGUUAACCAAAGAAAAAGAGAUCAUGAAAAAGAAGCUCCAAGCUGCUCUGGUUGUAAGGAAAGAACUAUUGAAGAAGCUAGAGGAGCAUGAACAUCAACUAGAGCAGAAUGUGAAUAAAGGAAUUGAGAUUUCAGGCUUACAGGAUAGGUUGCAAGAACUCACUUUACAAGCUCAAGCUACUACAAAAGAGCACGAAGACAUUGUUGCAGAUGUUAAACGGCAAGUUAAUCAGAAAGAGGGUGAACUCCUAGAACUGGCCAAGGUCUUAACAGUGCGAGACAGUCUUGUAGAACAUUUUGAAAUAAAUAUGCAAACUUUGCAAGCCAAACUAGAUGAACAAGAAGCAAGUUUGACAACAGCUCUGCAUAAUCUCAAUGAAAAGAGCAUCAUCGUUGAUCAACUUAAUUCCAUCAUCUCUGAGAAAGACGAGGCUUUUGAACAGGAGAGAAGUGGUAUGAUGCUGAGGUUAGAGAAGCUUCAAGAGGAUAUGAGAAAGAGCGAGGAGAGUUUGAAGGAGGACAUGUCAAGCUCCAGUGCUACAGCUGUUGACAUUGAAAACGAGUUAACGAAGGUGAAGCAAGAAAAGGCAAUGAUGCAGAAAAAGGCUCAAGCUGCUUUACUAGCACGAAAAGAGACUAUAAGGAAGUCUCAAGAAAGUGAGAAAAAGUACACCCAAGAGCUUUCAGAAUUAAAAGAUGAUUAUAAAGCACUCUUGGAACAACACUGUCAGCAGACCAAUGACCUUAAUGCUGUCCAGUUAAGUUACGACCAGAAGGUCAAGACAUUUGAAGAAAUCAGUCAGGCCUCAGUCUCUCAGCUAGGUGAAUUGGAGACCCUAAGACUGCUUGUACAGGAACGGGAUAAAACUCUUCAAGACCUCAACAUAUCCCUAUCAGAGAGGGAGAGUCAAGUCCAUGCCUCAUAUCAAGCAGAGCUAGAAACCCUUCACUUCAAACUGGAAAGCAUGUCCUCUGAGUUGGCAAAUAAGGACAAGGUUCUCAUAGCACUGGAACAGAAGUCCAAAGCAUUAUCUGAGAGAAUGAGCUGCACAGAAAGUCAACUUGAAAAAGCCCAUGCAGAGAUAAAGGAGAAGAUGGAAGAGCUCGCAAGACAGCAACAAGCAGUGGAGAUGGCCGAGCAGCAGCACCAGCAGGAAAAACAAACUAUGGUAGAUGACCACCUGGUGCUGCAGAACCAGUUGGGCCCAUUACAAGCCACAGUGGAGGAGCUAAAACACACCUUAGAAGCACUUGUUGGUGAGAAAGAAUCCCAGUCGCACAAAUUUAUAAGUGAAACCAAAGAACUAAUAGAGGACAGGGAUCGAAUGAAAGGAGAGCUGGAGAAUGCACUCACUAUCAUCGCCCAGCAAUCGUCUGAACUUCAAAUCCUCCAAAACACUUGGGCUGAAACUCAACAGCAACUCGGUGAAGAAAAGGAACAGCUAAAAGUGGAGCUGGAAAAAGCACAGUCCCAUUCUGCAGAGUCCCAGGCUGAAAUGGAAAGUCAUAAGCUGCACAUGGAAUCACUACAGCAGGAAAAAGAAAGCGCCUUCAUGGUCAUAGAACAAUUAAACUGUGAAGUUGCCAUGCUGGAUGCUCAGCUAAAGGAAGCUGGAAAAGUACAUGAGGAGCUUCUUCAAAAGAUACCUGGUUUGCAGGAUAAAUCCUCUGAACAGAUUGGGGUAAUUGGGAAGGAGGUCCAGUAUCUUAAUAAGAUAUCCCCUGAAGAACAUGAGAUGAGUCUCAAGGAAAGAGAUGAUGCCCUGGUGAUUUCUCAGUCUCUGGCCACGGAAAAGGAAGAGCUUAUUGCUGCCUUGGAACAGCAACUGCAGCGGCAGAUUCACCUUCACGAAGUUGCCAUGGAAAAGAUGAGGACUGAAGUUGAUGAGCUUCAGCAGAGGUCUCAAGAAGAUGCCAGCAAAACAAAGGAUCAGGGCAACCAAAGCAAAACAGCACUUCUCAACAGGAAGCUUCAAGCAGCCUUAGUUUCCAGGAAAGAAAUCUUGAAAGAUAAUAGCUCUCUGAAGGAACAAAUGCGUAUACUCUCAGCUAAAAAUGAAGAAAUUGGGGCAUCAUCCACUGUACUGGAAAUGUCUGUUGCCAAGUUGAAACAACAAAAAGAGGACCUGGAGAGUUCUGUAUCAUCCCUGAGCAGGGAGAAAGAGAAGCUCAUUGCCGAGGUUGAUCGCAUCCUCAAUGAUAAUCACAAUUUAUCUGCAGCCUGUGAAAGCCUCAAACUCACCAUAGAAAAUAUCACCCAACAGAAACAGGCAUUUUCGUGUCAGCUUGAGUCCCUGAAAGACUCGCAGACGGAUGAGUUGUCGGAGUGGAAAUCCAAGCACACAGAGCUGAAACAGGAGUAUGAGUCACUUUUACAAGCGUACGAGAAUGUCAGUAGCGAAAUGGACAAGAUGAGACAACUAUUGGAGGGGGCAAGAAAGAGAGACAAGAAGCGCUCGUUAAAGCACACAAAUCUGAAGCUGAAAGGGAGAAUCUGGAGAAACAAGUUGGGGAGAUGGAGGAUGAAAAUGAGAAAAUUAAUGAGAAGAUGA